UAAUUUAUCUUUUUAGAUUUUAUUUUCAGGUACAAACAAUCAUUCUUUUGGUGUGUGCACAAUCGGGAACAAGAGGUAAGUCGCUAAACAAGUUGUGUGCAUAAUAUUUCAAGAUGUUUCCUUUUGGGAACAACACAUAUGGUUCACAAGACCGUACAUUUUAUGGUGAGCAAUUUAAUUCUCAUUCUUAUGACUUCCAACCAUACUUGGGAUAUAAUCAAAACCAAUCUUUUGGAUAUGAUGAACGAUCACAAGGUUGCGAGGAUAGUUGUACUUUUAAUCAGUUUAAUUAUAGACAUGUGCAGAUGCUCGAUCACAUUCUAUAUGAGCUAAAGGCAGUAUAACAACUUGGUAGACAACCAAUCGGACCUUGUUUCAAUAAGUCUAGCCCAACUCUGGAUCAUAUUUAUGAUGAUUCACCCAUUUAAAGGGAUGAGACUUGGGGAUGGAAACUAUGAAAUUGCAAACACUUCAAACAACACAAAAAUUUUGUGAAUUUCAGCUGAGUUACAAUGAAUCACUCCAAGAACUUCAACGGAAUAUAGACAACAUCAGAAGUGGCACGAAUCAAAUUCAAGAAGAAUGGAACAAGGAAGAGGUUCAAACUCAUUCUAAUAUUCCCAUGGAAGCCAAUAUAGAGUAUGAUGAAUCCGAAGAAGACGAAUGCUUUAAUGUUGAUAAUGAAGGUGUAACUAGCUCAACUCUUGAUCGUGAUAAUGAUCAUUCGCCUAUUCAAAAGGAAGAAGUUGAGUCUAGAAACACUAAAGUUAUUAAUGGUAAGACUUAUGUUGUGUAUGAGAGCGAUGAUGAUUAUGACUUCUUUGUGAAUAACACCCGUAUUUCAGAGAUUGCAUAUACUUUGAAUGAGAAGUCAACUUGUGAUGAAGACCGUAAGGAUUACGAUGACUUACUUGGAGCAGAUUUUGAUUCCGAUGACGAAGAUUUGGAAGUUAUACAAGAAACUGAUGAAGAAUGGCUCGUAAAGAGUUUGAAUGAGAAUUGCGAUACUUGUGAUAUAGGAGAAUCAAUGGACUUUUUCAGAAAUACCGAGGAUCCCAAAAUGCGUGAGAUUAUGGAAGGUUUGUCUAACCCUUUACAUGAAUCUUUAUCUAAUGAUGAUCCUCCCAAACUUGAAGUAGUUUCUCAAAGAGUUGGGAAUCCAUGUUUUAGGAAAAUACCUCAUUUGAGGCUAGAAUUAUGUGCUUCUAAAGUUUUUUCUGUUUUUCUUACUUCCAAGUAUCCACCAUCAUAUGUGUUUGAGUCUAACACCAUGUAGGUUUGCCAAGAGGAACCGAUCGAAGUGCCUUCCACUUAUGUUUUGUAUACACUUCCAAGUGUAAAAAGAACUAAGUGUGAGGGUGACUCUCGUGGGAUGAUAGUUUUAUUUUACCCACAAUACGCUAACACUCUUGUGAAGCUUUUUCUAUAUAUGCAGAUUUUUUUGUGGGUGGAUCCUCGAAUUUUCAGAUUGUUGAUAUAUGGGGAGUCUUUUGAAUGUUUCUGGUAUGCGUCAAUCAGGUGAACAAUUCCAAUUCUUACUUCCUUGUCUUUUUCAAGUAUUCCUCUUAUUCUUUUUGAAAUUGUUUGAAACAAUGAGGACAAUGUUUGAUUUAAGUGCGGUGAUAGGGUAUAAUAUGAACAAAAAAAUUGACGUAUACAAAACUCAAACUUGUAGAGAUUUUUGAAAAUUUAGAAUAAACACUAGCCUUUCUAAGUAGAUGGAAUUUUUUCUUGACG
This is a messenger RNA of Papaver somniferum (opium poppy), 1737 nucleotides long. RefSeq lists its product as uncharacterized. NCBI's taxonomy places the organism in Eukaryota, Viridiplantae, Streptophyta, Magnoliopsida, Ranunculales, Papaveraceae. The record is from RefSeq and is a predicted model, not a curated record. Bases 446 to 1276 code for a protein of 276 amino acids. The transcript has 2 exons.